GUGAUAACCGGUAUAUCGGCAUAUACUCCAGGGUUCUCCAGAUCUUCCUUCGAAUGUUCUUGGCCCUUCCUUCGUAUUUGAUCACGCUACCUAAACUUCAUGAUAAGACAUUGCGCGCUAUCGUCUCCGGCUACCAAAGUGCUCGAUACGAUGAUCAUUGAUAAGAACAAUCGACCGGCUAUUUGCUCUAAAUUCCACUUCACUUCAGACUUGUGUCAGACGGUUGGUCCCGUGUUGCAGCUGCCUGCUGCUGGCCUUCACUAAGAGCACUUGCGCCUCACAUGUGCCGUCCGUAAUUGUGACUUCAGGGCUACAGGAACUUGCGCCCGACGUAUCUUUGUUCGUGCUUUUGGCCGAAAUGACGAAAAGACGCUUUGCGAGUUUGCGUUUCUGGGUCCUUGGGCUAGCCUUUCUCCUUGUCGUAAUCAACGCUCAAACAGCGGAACCUAAAGAAAACUGGCGAGAAGUGAUCAGUUGCCCCAACCACGAUUACUACGAUGCCGCUCUGGGAAAAUGCGUGUCGGAACCUAAAGAGAACUGGCGAGAAAUAAUCAGUUGUCCCAACCACGACUACUACGACGCUGAUCUGGGAAAAUGCGUGUCAAUUUAUGGACCAGACUCUACCGAGCGUUUUCAAGCACCAAUUUCAAGGACACCGCCAUCAAUUGAGAUUGCUGGAAAGCCUCAAUAAUGCCGUGCCAAUAAAAGACAAUCAAGAGGAACUACAGCUAGUC
This is a messenger RNA of Ixodes scapularis (black-legged tick), 734 nucleotides long. RefSeq lists its product as uncharacterized. The record is from RefSeq and is a predicted model, not a curated record. The transcript is spliced from 4 exons. The coding region runs from base 359 to 691 and encodes 110 amino acids. NCBI's taxonomy places the organism in Eukaryota, Metazoa, Arthropoda, Arachnida, Ixodida, Ixodidae.